Effrenium voratum is the source of this 1158-nucleotide messenger RNA. Lineage: Eukaryota; Dinophyceae; Suessiales; Symbiodiniaceae. The record is from the annotation of a GenBank genome assembly.
AUGUGUGGCUCCACGCGUCAGCUGCCAUGGCGAAGGAGCAAUGGGCGUUGGAAAGGAAAACGGAAGGCUCCAAGGAGGAUGAGGUCACCGUACGUGUGCGCCAGACGAUCCAAAAGGCCGGCGCCGAUGUGCAACCCUCAGGCCCCCGUCCAGGACUUGGUGCCAGGUGUUCUGGUUUUGUUCACGAGGAAUUUGAAGGUGAAACAUGGCAACGUCAAGCCUCGCUAUGGGCAAGAAGAUUGUUCCGUUCGGAAGGAACAUGUUGACCAGGUCGCCGAGCCGGAGAGCCGCUUUGGCCUGGUAAUCAGUACCCUGGAGGAUAUCGUCAAAAACGUUGACAACCAGAGCGCGCGGGAGAAGACGGCAUUCGACAAGUUCCAGGCUUGGUGCACCGAGGAGAUCACUGGUCUCAGCACCGGCGCCGAGAAGGCCAAGGCGAACUCCGAGAAGGCCUUCGUAAACCUCCGGGAGCUCACUGCCUCCAUCUCCACCUUGGAGCACGGCCUCGCAUCGCUCAGCGCCGACGUGAAGGAGCUCCAGGACGCGCAGGAUCAGAUCAACACCAUUCGGGAGGAGGAGACCUCCAAGUAUGCCGAAGAGGUCGAACUCAACACCCAGUCGGCUCAAACCGUAUCUUCCGCCCUGUCAAAAGUGUCCAGCUCGAAAUCCGCCUUUUUGCAGAGGCAGAGUUUGGAGCCGGACAGCGGGUAUGUGGUGGGCCUGCUACGGGGCAUCCAGGAGCGCUUGAAUCAGACGCGGUCCGAGCUGGACCAAACGGAGGAGGCGAAGAGUAAGACACACUCCACUCUGGCGAGAGCGAAGAAGGAGCAGGAGUCGCUUCUGCAAGCAGAGGUUCUAGAGAAGCAGAGGCUCCUCCAGCAGGCCAAGCUUGAGCUGGUCGAGGCUCAGAGAAUCUACGAUGAGGAGCAGGAAUCCAGUGAAGCGAUGACGAAGAUGAAGGCGGAGACCAAGGACAAGUGCUACAUGAAGACCAUCGAGUACUCCAUGCGCAAGGAGGACCAGCAGAAGGAGCGCGAGGCGAUCGCUUCAGCGGUGACCACCCUGAAGCAAGAGGAAUCUGGGGGCAAGAAUGCCGCCGGAGCGACGUCCUUCCUGCAGGACUGGGUGACUUGCUGCGGCGAUUGCAAGGUAAGCUAG